Molecule: messenger RNA, 924 nt
Organism: Eimeria maxima
Lineage: Eukaryota; Apicomplexa; Conoidasida; Eucoccidiorida; Eimeriidae
Exons: 3
Coding region: 1-924 (307 amino acids)
Source: RefSeq, a predicted model, not a curated record
AUGGAAGACUGUAAGAGGGAAGCAUGCUCUCCACAGAGCAGCAUUAGUGACACAUUAUCACAGGAGCAGCAGCAACAACAGCAGCAAGAACAGCAGCAGCAGCAGGAACAGCAGCAGCAGCAGGAACACCAGCAGCAGCAGCAUGAGUUGCGAUUGCCAUCCAUAGACUUUUCUCCAGGGGGUAUGUAUCAUUUUCCUGUGUCUCUUCAAGGCCCCGAUUUGCUGCUGCAGCAGCUGCAUGCGCUGCUGCAGUGUCUAUUUAAUAUGGGGGUACUGCAGCAGCUAGCUGUCCCUUGUUUGGAGGUAAUAGAGAAAAAUAUUAGUAAAAAUAUAUGUACUUCUUUUGUUCCUUAUCUGAAUCCUCGUCCUCGUCGUCGUCGAGCAGCAGCAGCAGCAGCAGCAGCAGCAGCAGCAGCAGCAGGAGCAGCAGCAGGAGGAGAGGAAGCAGCAGCAGGAGAGGAGGAAUCGAUGUCUUCUGCAUCGAUAGGUUAUUCAUCAUCAUCUGAUGACGAAGACACAGAUGAGCAGCAGCAACAGCAGCAACAGCAGCAAGAGCAGCAAAAGGAGCAGCAAGAACAGCAGCAGCAGCAAGAAUUAACAGAAAGGGAUAGACAAUUAACACGUACAUAUUCAGCUCUUGAUGUUAUUGAUGAUAUUCCUUCUGCUGCUGCUGCUGCUGCUGCUGCAGCAGGAGCAACAGGACAGCAGCAGCAACAGCAGCAGCAGCAGCAACAGCAGCAACAGCAGCAGCAGCAGCAGCAGGAGGAGGAGGAGGAGGAGGAGGAGGAGGAGGAACUCCAUCUCCUAUAUACGAAGGCCCAACAGUUCCAUUAUAUCGUCCUCCCUUACCAUCAUCCUUAUCAGCAGCAGCAACAGCAGCAGCAACAGCAGCAGCAGCAGCAGCAGCAGCAGGAGGAGGAAUAG